Molecule: messenger RNA, 2952 nt
Organism: Dipodomys spectabilis (banner-tailed kangaroo rat)
Lineage: Eukaryota; Metazoa; Chordata; Mammalia; Rodentia; Heteromyidae
Gene: Atl2
Product: atlastin GTPase 2
Exons: 13
Coding region: 98-1849 (583 amino acids)
Biological process (GO): protein homooligomerization; endoplasmic reticulum organization
Molecular function (GO): GTP binding; GTPase activity
Source: RefSeq, a predicted model, not a curated record
GCUAGGACCCGCCGGCCGCGCUGCGGGCUCCCGGGAGGUUGAUAAAGCGGCGGCGGCGUUUGACGUCAGUGGGGAGUUAAUUUUAAAUCGGUACAAGAUGGCGGAGGGGGACGAGGCAGCGCGAAAGCAGCAGCCGCACCAGGGGCUGAGGCACCGGCGGCGGACCAGCGACUCGAGCGACGGGGUUAACCACGUCUCGUCCACGACCUCCCUAGGUGAGGAUUAUGAAGAUGAUGAUCUAGUAAACUCUGAUGAGGUUAUGAAGAAACCAUGUCCAGUACAGAUUGUUCUUGCCCAUGAAGAUGACCAUAAUUUUGAGCUUGAUGAAGAGGCUUUGGAGCAGAUAUUACUGCAGGAGCACAUACGAGAUCUUAACAUAGUUGUGGUGUCCGUGGCAGGAGCUUUUCGUAAAGGGAAAUCAUUUCUACUGGACUUCAUGCUUAGAUAUAUGUAUAACAAGGAUUCUCAAAGUUGGAUUGGUGGAACCAAUGAACCAUUGACUGGCUUUACAUGGAGAGGUGGUUGUGAAAGAGAAACAACAGGCAUACAAGUUUGGAAUGAAGUAUUUGUGAUUGACAGACCUAAUGGAACAAAAGUGGCAGUGCUGCUAAUGGAUACCCAGGGUGCCUUUGAUAGCCAGUCAACUAUUAAAGACUGUGCAACCGUGUUUGCUCUGAGCACUAUGACUAGCUCUGUCCAGGUAUAUAAUUUGUCUCAGAAUAUUCAAGAAGAUGAUCUUCAACACUUGCAAUUAUUUACAGAGUAUGGAAGACUUGCAAUGGAAGAAAUCUACCAGAAACCCUUUCAGACGUUAAUGUUUUUGAUUCGAGAUUGGAGUUAUCCUUAUGAACAUUCAUAUGGCUUAGAAGGUGGAAAACAAUUCCUUGAAAAGAGAUUGCAGGUAAAACAAAAUCAACAUGAAGAGCUACAGAAUGUAAGGAAGCACAUUCACAAUUGUUUCUCAAAUCUGGGUUGCUUCCUUUUGCCACAUCCUGGUCUUAAAGUUGCAACUAAUCCUAGUUUUGAUGGGAGAUUGAAAGAUAUUGAUGAAGACUUUAAAAGAGAGCUUCGAAACCUGGUUCCAUUGCUCCUUGCUCCUGAAAACUUAGUAGAAAAAGAGAUAAGUGGAUCUAAAGUCACUUGUAGAGAUCUUGUAGAAUAUUUUAAGGCUUACAUUAAAAUAUAUCAAGGUGAGGAACUUCCACAUCCAAAGUCCAUGCUUCAGGCAACAGCUGAGGCGAAUAAUCUUGCUGCAGUAGCAGGAGCAAGAGAUAUUUAUUGUAAAAAUAUGGAACAGGUAUGCGGUGGGGACAAGCCUUACAUUGCACCUUCAGAUCUGGAGCGAAAACAUCUUGAUUUCAAGGAAGUGGCCCUUAAACAGUUUCGUUCUGUGAAAAAAAUGGGUGGAGAUGAGUUCUGCCGUCGUUAUCAGGACCAGCUUGAAGCUGAAAUUGAAGAAACCUAUGCAAAUUUUAUAAAGCACAACGAUGGCAAAAAUAUCUUCUAUGCUGCUCGUACUCCUGCCACGCUGUUUGCAGUCAUGUUUGCUAUGUACAUAAUCUCAGGACUGACUGGCUUCAUUGGCCUAAACUCUAUAGCCGUCUUAUGUAACCUUGUCAUGGGAUUAGCACUGACAUCCCUUUGUACUUGGGCAUAUGUUAAAUACUCUGGGGAGUUCAGAGAAAUUGGAACAAUGAUUGAUCAGAUUGCUGAAACACUAUGGGAACAGGUAUUGAAGCCCCUGGGUGAUAAUUUGAUGGAGGAAAACAUAAGGCAGUCUGUAACAAACUCUAUCAAGGCAGGCCUGACUGACCAAGUGUCUCAUCAUGCCCGAUUAAAGACAGACUGACAGUUCAUCUCCUCAUGGACUCCACUCUCCCUUUUUCAUGCUUGCUGUACAAUGAGAACUCAAAUAAAAAUAAACCAAAGUUUACAAUCAACUGUAGAAGUAGUUUAGUAUAACUGGCUUCACAGAUGGCUGCCACAGAGUGUGAAAAUUGUUUGUUGGUUUUGAGCAUUCUUUUAAUGGCUCCUUACACCUGGAAAUUGGAUAAGGAGCAUUAGUUUAUCAUGCACAUUGUGCCAUGUUGAAUUCUUUUUCUUUUUAGUCAAUCUAAUGUUAGUGAAAUUUGUCUUAUGUAAAAGGAUAUUUCAGGGAACUAUUUUAAGAAAUCUAUUUAGAGUCUCUAACAUAAUGACCCAUUGAAAUUUUAAUUUUUAGAGAAUCUAUGAAUCAUUGUAUCAAGAAUCAGAUUGGAAUGACAAUGAAGCCUUUAUUGAGCCACUACAUUAAAAGUAUAUAUUGCUUUACUGCCUUCAAUACCAGUAUUACAUAAAUGCAUGUACCAGAAACGUCACGAAAAUUACAUGACAACUCUUGUAGCUAAGAAAGUAAUUUUGAGGUGUACAUUUGUCUUGCCUUUUUAAAUUUGUAAACCAGCCCUAAAAAAUGCAUAUCUGGGAAACUGAACUGUCUUUUUGCAGUUUAGCCUUCAUGUACAUAAAAUAUGCCAUUAAUUUUAUUGGGGGAAAAGAUUCCAUCCAAAAAUGUUGCCUACAGCUAUGAGUUAAGAGUGUCUGUACUGUACAGCGUGUAGCUUUUAUUUUCUAAAAUCACAGAUAGGGCAUGUAUAUGAAUUAUAAAUAUAUAAAUACAAUUUUGUAUUAAAAGUUUUGUAGUUUAUGGCAAAAUCUGGUUCUGUGGUAGGCUAAUAAGUACAGUCCCUGUGAAAGGAAUGUUUGUGGCUCAUGUCAGUGUGUGAAUGCAUAGACAAUUUAAAGUUUUGAUAUAUUUGUGAUAUUUAUCUUCUUUGAGCACUGCAAUCUCACACCCCCCACCCCCAAGGGAAUUCAAUGGGAAUGUUUAUUGUGACUUGUCCUCUGUUGCAUUUUAAAGUUAUUUCCUGUAAUUUAUUUUCAGUACAUAAUUAAAAAUUUGUUGUAUAUAUAAAA